GUUGUUGUGACAGCAUACUUGGAAAGCUGUCAUGGAGGAGUUGGUGGAAGAUGACAUCUGUAUUUUGAACCAUGAAAAAGCAGAUAACACUCACAAGAGAGAUGGGGAGGUUCCUGUUUCAUCCUAUAGUGGAGAUGAGUCUGUUGCCUCACACUUCGCCCUUGUCACUGCAUAUGAAGACAUCAAGAAACGGCUGAAGGAGUCAGAGAAGGAAAACUCCUUCUUAAAGAAAAGAGUGAGAAUUCUGGAAGAGAAGCUCCUUGGCUCCCGGCUGGAGGAGGAGUGCAGCUCCGUUGGCCGGGAGCAGGUGAACAAGGCCUACCAGGCCUACCGAGAGGCCUGCAUUGACCGGGACGCCCUCCAGAGCAAACUGGAUAAAAUGAGGAAGGAAACUUCAGAAUCCUUGAAAAUCUUGAAUGAGCAGUUGCAGUCUAAAGAAGUGGAACUCUUACAACUGAGAACUGAAGUAGAAACUCAACAAGUGAUGAAAGAGCUGAAUAGUACUCAGUCUAGCUGGGAAAUAGAGAAGCUGAACAGCAACCUGAAAGUGCAUAGUCUGGAAAAGGAUCUAGAAGAGCUCAAGCAAGAGUGCAACAGUCUCAGAAAGGAACUGCAAAAAUCCAAGCAGAAGGACCAGGCUCAAGAAGAAAAUCCGCUAAAUGGGGACCUCCUUCAAAGCCAAAGCAUUCAGAGUGUGCAACAAGCAUAUUGGGAUCUGAAGAGAGAGAUGUCUAAUUUGCACCUAGUGACUGAAAUGCAAGCUGAGGUUCUACGAAAACUGAAAACAAAUCCAACAGCAACCAAGAAAGCUGCUUAUGCACCAGUACAGUGUGUUGAAGACUUGGAGAAGAACCUUACAAAGCUGCAUUUGACGACAGUCUAUAAAAAUCCAUCUCUUUCACAAAAUGAUCAAGUACUCUGCAGUGCUCUGCCCCUUCCUGUAAAAAUCCCAUCUGAGAGAGUGACUCUGCAAGCAUGGACAGAUGAGAGACCUAUUCCAGUUGAUGGGAAAACAUUCCAGGAACAGCAUUCUUAUGGAAAGAGCUCGCUGGAAGAUAAUUCCUGGGUAUUCCCAAGUCCUCCAAAGCCUAAUGAGAAUGCGUUUUGGGAAAUGAAAAACAAAACAUCCCUGUUAAACUGUCCAGCAGAUUACCUGGAUCAGUGUAAUCAAAAUUGCCUGCACAAGAGUUAAACAAUUUUUAGAAUGAACUGAAGCAUUUUUAGAGUGGUUCUGAAUAGGCACCUUAUUGCUGGAACUCUUUACAGAGGGAAAACAAUUAGUUGAAACUUGUUUU
Molecule: messenger RNA, 1295 nt
Organism: Tinamus guttatus (white-throated tinamou)
Lineage: Eukaryota; Metazoa; Chordata; Aves; Tinamiformes; Tinamidae
Source: RefSeq, a predicted model, not a curated record